CGCCGCCACGGCGCGACAGUCCUGCGCGCGGCCGAGGCGGCGCAGCUGGCGGCGGCGCGCCAGGCGUUCCCGCCGCCGCCGCUGCCGCUGGUGGUGCGCGACAGCGGCGACACGAGCGACACCUCCGACUGCGAGAGCGGCAGCCCGGCCACCUGCCGGGCCGGCCGCAACGACAGCAGCGCCAGCUUCAAGUCGACCUCGAGCACCGAGUCGGACUCGUUCCCAUUCGCCAACGACAACGCCGGCACGAUCAAGCAGCGGGCCCAGCGUCCGCACGCGGCCGUCGGCGACCUGGCCUCUAGUCUAAGUGCCAAGUCGGCCAAAGCGCCCGCGGGCACGGCCGGCGGCCAGGGCGACGUGCUGAACGACAUCGGGUCCAUGCUGGCCGACCUAACCGACGAGCUGGACGCCAUGUUGGAACUGGAGAGUGAGGCGCAGUGAGCAUGCGCGCCCGCCGAGCGCGCGCCGGCCGGCCGGUCCCGUUUUGUAUUGCUGGUGCUGUGGCGCGGACCGGGCGAGGCCGCGCGGCCGGCGCCGGGCGGCGGCGCUGAGCCGGCACCUGGGCUGGGAGCGCGCCGCCGCCGCCGCCCGCCGCGCACGCCGCUCGUCUCCUGCCGGCCUGUUAUACAUACUUGUACAGGAUGGCGGAGGGCGCGAAGGUGUCCCGGCCGCCUGCGCUCGGCCCCGAUCGUACGAUUCAGUGGGGAGCGAUGGCCUACGUUUUGUUCAGUUGCAUUUCGCUCAACGCCACCACCCCACGAUGUUGCAUUUAGGCGCUGCUGAUGGGAAGAAUAACGCAUUUUGUUUUAAUCUAAUGAGCUUGUUUUGCGCCCCGUGCCGGCGGGGCUCAAAAGAGUUGUGUUUGUGUCCGUCGCCUUCGGUUUCACGCCUUUCCGCGACAUGGAGCGAAUGAAUCGACGGGAGCUGAGCUAAGGAUCACCUCCUCCUCGGUGUACCGGGUGCCCCGGAGGGGGCCGUCCGGUUCGUUCCGUGAAUGUCGUCUCACCGCCGCACACCGUUGUGUACACUCCCGCCGCGGCGGCGUCGUGACCGGACUGGACCCGUGUGCACGUGCAGGUGCGGCAGGCCACGAGGCACGAUGCGCUGGCUCCGCGCUCUGUUGACUGCCCCCUGUCGUAUCGUGUAUAAUUGUUUUGGAGAAGUUGUCCUUAGUACUCAGCGUUUUAUGUUUCGAUCUGUGUUUUCUGACCGCGGGGAUGCUGUGUGAAAGAGUAUUUGUACUGACAUUGUUCAAGAAUAUAAGAUGAGUCAAUCGUU
Pollicipes pollicipes is the source of this 1278-nucleotide messenger RNA. RefSeq lists its product as uncharacterized. The annotation marks the transcript as partial. The record is from RefSeq and is a predicted model, not a curated record. NCBI's taxonomy places the organism in Eukaryota, Metazoa, Arthropoda, Thecostraca, Pollicipedomorpha, Pollicipedidae. Gene Ontology annotation, cellular component: focal adhesion; axon. Gene Ontology annotation, molecular function: signaling adaptor activity; protein phosphatase binding. The transcript is spliced from 3 exons. Gene Ontology annotation, biological process: axonogenesis; cell surface receptor protein tyrosine phosphatase signaling pathway.